UUACCGGCAAAGUUUAAAAUCACGAUCAGAGAGACGCCACCUCGAAGAAAAAGGAGAAAGAAGGACACGUCAAAUGUCCGCGUGGACAUGAUAGUUAAGUCUAUGUAGAUAUGUGUAGAAAAUAAUUACAUUGAGAGUAGAGGAAAAUAGUGUGACGUGCAUCUUAACCCACAUAUCUCCUGACCAGCUCUUGACAUCGCUGAUACCCUUCAGUUCCCUCACCCCAAGUAAAUGGAAAUAUGUCUACUUUCUUAUAAACUUCAUUCUGGUAUUUAAUUCCACCCAGAUUGUCUAAUCCAUACGUCAUUAAAUCGCCUAUUAUUGUUCUUACAAUCAAUCAAAUUGAUUAAUACUAUCAAGGCAGUGUGUUAUCAUCGGUAAACAAAUAAAUUAUUUAAAAAUAUUUUUUUUAACCAUUCAAAGUUAUGCGAACGUACCCACCGGAGACAAUUAUUAGUUAAAAAUUAAAAAUUUAUUGUCAGUCCGGCUGUCAGAAUGAACAAUCCAUAUCGUGCGAGACUGGGCAGACAGCGCGUAGAUCACACAGCGACUGCAGCAGUACCGAGUUAUGGAGCACGAAAUCAAAAUUCAUGGCCUACGAUGCCCAGUAAUCAGACCCAGCAAGUUCUAGGAGGAGUUAAUCAGACAAAUAGUGCUGAAGAUUCUUGGGAGUGGGGUACAGAAUCUGCUGACAAUGGUAACGAUUCGUGGAACUGGAAUAUUGAUCAAUCCGCGGAGCAAUCGGGUCAACUACAUCCUCAGCAGCAGCCACCGGCGCACGUGUCAAAUUAUGGGAAUAUGAGACCUCAUCAAAAUUUAACACAAGAUAAUUAUUAUUCAAAUAUAAAUGGAAAUAGACAACUGGCUGGUCAACAUCAACUGCCGCAGCCAACCAGUGGAAAUGUGGCACCAACUGGUCCGAGCAGAGAAUCAACUCCUAGUCAGCCGGAUUCAUAUUCUCAGUAUAAAAAUUUUUCAGUUAAUCCGAUGCAGCAAAUGCCCCCGAGAACAAAUUCAACAAACUCUGGAGUUAUUGAUAAUCAAAAUGUCCAAGCUCAGUGGCAAGCUAAUCAGCAGCACGAUCAUUUUAAUCCUUAUCCUCCACCAAGAGCAUCACCGUUUGAUCAACCAGCCCAGACUCCGCAGUUUAAUUCAAAUGCUUACAGUUGGAAUGGAGUAGAUCAGACUAAUACUGGGGGUCAUAAUUGGCAGAAUCAAGCUGCGGAACCGUUUUGGCAGGAGCAAAAUUCUAAUAAGAAGGAAGAGUAUCAUGCUGAUGAUAAUAGUGGACCAUGGGUGGCGCAUGAUCAAUUUAAUAAACCACCGCUUCAACCGUUGCCAAAAAAUUCAGUUAAAGAAAUGCCGGGGCAGUGGCAGCAUGAUAACCAUCAUGAAACCAAUCAAACUAAAUUACAUAGCCAAGAUACAGCGCCACCUAAUCAAUGGCAUGAUGAUAAUCAUGAUAACAGAUUAGCAGAACCGCAAAAUCAAUUUAUACAAAACCACCCUCGUCAGCCAGAUAAUUUCAAUGCCAAUCAAUCCUGGCAGCCGGUUAAUCUCCAACAAAAUAUUGGGACAAACCAGCCUGAGGCGGAUGCUAAUAAAUUAACAGAUGUCAGUUUGGAUAAUUCUGUAGCAGAAAAUAAACCUUUGCAUGAUUGGCAGGCGGAACGUUCAAUGAGUUAUCCGACAUCAGUAGCUAGUUUACCAGAACCAAUUAAUACAAUUACUAAGGCAGAUAAUUCACGGCACGAGGAACAAAACAUUUCUUUAUUCACUCCACAAACAACUCAAGCAGCUCAGAUUCCUGAUACCAGCAGCAGUUUAUUUCUGCCACAGAACACAGGAAUUGAAUCCCAGGCUAGUGAUCGCGGUCACGAAAAUCUAGAAUCCAGCUUUAGUGUUGAUAGUUCAAUUAAAAAUGAUAGUACUAUGAACGACAUUACAUCAAGUGUCAAGCAAUUGAAUAUUGAUGAUAAAGAUUCUGCUAAUUCUCAGCAGUAUGAGAAUCACCCACCACUAUUUCCGGUUCACUCGAUGCCUCAAUCAGUGGACCAGUGGCCUAACCAGUCUUUACAAUCAGCUCAAUCGGUUAUUAAUAAACCUUCAGAACCACCAGUCUUGUCUAGUCAGCAUCUUGCUCAACCACUGGCUUCACCACAAGAACACUUUGCACCGCCUCCAUUAGCAUCGUCUGAAACUAGACCACGUGGACCCUACGAUCAUACUGAAUCAAUACAGCCGACCAUUCAAUCUCAUGAACACGCUGGAGCUCCACAGCCAAUCAUUCAAUCUCAUGAACACUCUGGACCUCCACAGCCAAUCAUUCAAUCACAUGAGUACGCUGGUCCACCUCAAACAACUAUUCCAUCGCCUUAUUAUCAUCAAGAACAUCCUGGAAUAUUUACCAGCCAUCAAGCAACGCCUGUAAUGAAUGCACCUGAUGCUGCUGGAUCACCAGGUCUCACAAUGCACCCAACUGUUCAAAAAACUAUUCCACAUAAUCCGUCUCUAGAUAAUACGAUGCCUAUGAAGCCUUAUCCUGUAAAUGCCCCUGAGAAUCUACAAAUGUCUACUGAAGUUCCCAAGCAAAUGAUUCCUGGUGAAAUCAGAGGUAUACCAGUCACUCAAACUGGGUAUGAUCAGUGGUACAACCAGAAGACAGUGGUAACAAGUCCGCCGCAAAAUGCUCAGUAUCAAAACACUGAGAAAAGUCCUCCGAUGCAACAGCAAAAACCCUGGCCAUCAGCAGAACCAGCAGAUAAUUAUGAACCAAGUAAAUCUGCUGGUGAAUUUGCUAAUGCUGAUGCUAAGAUAUUAGAGUACGAGUCCAAGGCUCAAGAGCUACUGAAUGUCGUUGAAAAAUUGGGCGCUGAAAAAGGCAAAACUCCGAGUGCUUAUAAUCCAAUUGUCAGAACUUCAGUGGAGCAAACUGUUAGUCAACAGAUAAAUCCUGUAAAUCAAGAAGUUCAUCCGGUUAACCAACAAAUUCAAGCUAUGAACCAGCAAAUUCAACCUCAGCAUGACCCAACAUCUGAAAAUUACGAAUUUGCGUCCAAUGACAGAAAUACAUUCCUCGAAACUGGUGAGUUGACGGAUUUACAUCACGAGCAAGGUAUUGCGUCGUCUAAUCACGAUGAAGAGAAUGAUGAAGUUCCAAGUGAUAUUCCAUUUUUACGAGAAGUACCAGGACAGUCGAGUUAUGGAGAUCCACGACGUAAUGAUCCAACUGGUCAAGAGCAAUACGUGCAGUCCAGUCCUCGCAUUAUUGAUUCUAGAAGAAAUCCUGCAGAGCAGACUCUCAAUCCACAGGGUCGAUCUAUAGCCAUAACUUCAGCAGCUGAUCGCACAGAACGUCGUGAUGUUCCUCCGGGUCAAGAGAGACGGGAAAGUAGACUACCGUCACGUGAUACCGACACACCUGAACGCAGAAAUGACCCAUCAGGAAGGGAGAGAUCACUUCCGCCUUCGCAAUCACGAAAUGACCCUUCGGGUGAGGAGAGAAUCAAAUCUCAAAGUCAAAUAAACUUGGAACCGGUUGAAAUACGUCAAGUACCUGGUAGUGGAAUUGAUUCCGUCGAGCCGACUCCCUCUGCUGAAGUGAUGCGUCAAAUAACUGGAGGUGUUUCUCGCAGUGAACAAGUUAUUAUUGCAGAUGACAGUAACGCGAGAGUUGUAACUGGAUCCCAACAAGUUCCGCCAUCAGCUACCGCCAUGCAGGAUUUGCCGCAGCCAAAUGAAACCAGAAACAAACGCGAAGAAGCUGUCGGCGCUUCAAUAGAAAAUCCUCUUGCUGUAACUGCGUCUCCUAAACGUCGGGAUUCUUAUCAAGACGGCGAUGACGAGGAGUCUGGAAAUAGUCGGGAUGAAAAUCGUGAGAGACGUCGUGAUCAAAGUCCUACUGACAGACGUCGUUUUGAUUAUGAUCAUAAAGGGGACAGAAGUUAUUACGACCGCGAUCGUGAGUAUGAUGAUGAUUAUUAUUACGAAAGAAGGCGUGGCCAUGAUUACGAACGCGCUUACAAUUCACGUGAGGAUUUAGAUAGACGUGACGCGUCAUUUAGAGAAGGAGAUCGCCGACAUUUGAGUCGCGAUGAUCUAGAUGACCGCAGAAAGCUUAAGGAUGAUGACAGAAGAGGACAUCGCAGUGACGUUGAUCCAAGACGUCGCGAUGCCAGGGAUUAUGAACCGUCUAGAUAUCCGCGUGAUCCAAGGGGCCGAGAUUACGAUCGCAGGGAUGAGAGACGUAGACGUUACGAUGAUUAUGAUCCACGAGACCCUAGAGAUCCCAGAGAUCCCAGAGAUGCUAGAGAUCCAAGGGAUCCUAGGCGUGAUUAUUACGAAGAUCCGUAUGCGCGCAGCUCAAGACCUUCCAGCAGAUCUUCUUACAACGACCGAGACCGCGACUACUACGGACGUGGAAGGGAUCCCUACUACGCAUACAAUGGCUACAGUGCUUAUGAUUAUGGAAGUAAUUAUAACACCAAUUACUACGCGUAUUUAGAAAAUCUACGCAGGACUAAUCCUACAGCUUACAUGGAGUGGUACAAUAAAUAUUACGGAAAUCAGCAGCAUGGUAUUAAUAAUGCUCGUGGGGUUCAAAAUUAUCCAGAAGACCGAGCUAGUGUUCAUUCUGGAAGAAGUUCUUGUGAUGACAGAGCAAAUAGUGGAAAACAUACAAUUGGAGAUAUAUCUUUAUUAGAAGAUUCAAGAAUCGCUUCGCGACUCACUCCGACUAAAUUUUCAACAUCACAUGUCCAAGGAUCUUUCUCGAUUGGUUCAUUAGUUCAAGUCUACGCGAGUUAUCCUGCCGAUGGAGAGCGCGCUCGAGUUGACAUUCUUCAAUUAGACAGUUUGUUGAUGCACGAUCCAGUUGCCCGCGAAAUUCGUUCUUAUCCAGGGCCAUUAGUAAAGGGCGUUACACAUAAAAAGACAAUUAUCGAGUACUGCGAAGCCAAAAUAAAAAAAGCGGCAGUAAAUGAUGAACUUGUUGAUCAUCCGUCUUAUAUUUUAUUGUAUCAGCUUAUGAUUAUGCUUAUUCAACAGAACGGCAACGUCGUUGGUGUAGACAUCGCUACAUUAUUGCUACGUAACAAAGAAGUGUAUCCUUACGAGGCUCAGAAAUCAAAUGACAAACCGAUACGUCGCGAGUCAACAAUUUCACAGCGAUCUGGUGGUGCCGGGAGAGAAGGGUCAGUCCACGAAGACGCGGUACAAGAAGUAGAAGAAGUAAAACCUGUGAAAACAGUCGAGCAAAUAACAAACGAAUUUAGAAACACUUUGCUCAGUGGUUUAGUUCAAGAAGCUCUUGAGUACGCGAUGACUGAAGGUCUCUGGGGUCACGCACUUUUCCUCGCAAGUAAACUAGACAAACGUACACACGCGUCCGUCAUGACACGUUUUGCCAACAGUCUGCCGGCCCAAGAUCCUCUUCAGACUUUGUAUCAACUUCAUUCGGGUCGCGUACCAGCGAGCGUAACUUGUGUGGCUGACAGUAAGUGGGACGACUGGCGCCCGCACUUAGCCAUGAUUAUAUCAAACACUUCAGCAAAUCCAGAAAUAAAUCGCCGCGCAAUAUCAACUCUCGGUGACACAUUGACAGCACGUGGUGACAUUCAUGCCGCUCACUUCUGUUAUAUUCUCGCUCAAAUCGAUUUUGGAAUUCACGGUACACCCGGUGUUAAGCUCGUGCUGAUUGGAUCAAAUCACCACAAACCUUAUGCUGAAUUUGCUACACUUGAGGCAGUGAUACUUACCGAAAUUUACGAGUAUGCAAGAAAUUUAAGUGAGCCAGGUUUUACAAUAGUCGGGUUGCAGACAUUCAAAUUUGAAAUCGCUCAAAAAAUGGUUGAUUACGGGUUGAUUGAAAAAGCGUUACUUUAUCUUGAACAAAUCGCCGUCAAUAUUGCCCAGGAACCAUCAAAAUAUAAAGUAUCGUUUAUCAAUAGCGUCUAUACACUGAGUGAGAGAAUAAAGUUCCAUGACCCGGUGUUCAAAGAUUGCAUCGAAGAUGUCGGGACUUUAACUUGGCUCAAUAAUUUAAGUGACAUCGUCGGUCGUUGUCAGACAGGAGAAAUAGUACAGGAGCUCAACAACGGACGUUCAGACGCACCGAGUGUCACGCAUGAUCACGAACGUGACGUUCCUCAGCAGUGGAAUUAUUCUGGUAAUCAGCAGGAGUAUUCAAAUGCCCCCGUCUCUAUGAUGGAAGUUCCUACCGUUGACGCUAAUCAAGACACAUGGCAGCCUAUGUCUCUCCCUAAUAAUAUACAAGAGUCUUACAGUGCCGAUCAAAAUAUACAGUACGGUCAGAAUGUUGACACCAACCAGUACCAUCAGCAACAGCAACAACCGCAGCAGCAACAAUCCCAGCAGGAGUAUUGGAAUCAGCAGACUUACAAUCAAGAAUACACCAGAGAUUACAAUACUGCUGACUGGCAGCAGUCGAGUCACAUGCAGUAUAAUUCCGAGCAAACUGAUGUCGAUUCUGCUCCAGCUCCUGGAUGGAACUACGAGUCGGAUAAAGAGGAAAAGCCACCAACACCUGAACCGCAGUCCCAGCCCCAGAUAUCAAUGGCCCCAUCUACUAAACAAUACGAUCCGCUAGAAGAUCUUGAUACCCUGGAAUCUCCAAAUGAACAUGGAAAAUUGUCAAGCGAAAAUAAAAAGCAGCAUGACAAGCAGCCGGAGAAGAAGACCGCGAAUUCUGGUGGGUCAUGGUUCGGUGGACUGUUCAGUAAACUCACUCCUAAACCCAAGAACCAAAUGAUCUUGCCGGAUGACAACAACCCGACGAUUGUAUGGGAUCCAGUUGCCAAAAAGUGGACUAACAAAGAUGAGAAUGGAGACAGUGGAUCCUCGCGUUUAGCGCCACCGCCAAAAAUAACAGAAAUGAACUUACCCAAAAUUCCUGAACAGAUUCAAAAACCUCCGUCUAUUCCUGAACAACCAAUUCCUGCUCAUCAAAACCAACACAGUCUCGAUUCAUCGACCCCUAAUUCAUCUAAAAUGAUCGCUGGAAGUAAUAAUAUGUUUAAGUUACAAAAAUCAAGAAGUAUGCGCGCUAAUUAUAUCGAUGUUAUGAAUCCCGGAGGAGUUAAAACUAACGGGCCGCCUUCUAAUCUUCCGACACCCGCUAGUUCGCCUAUGAUGCCUAUGGCUGCUUCGUCACCGCAACUUUUUGUCCCAGCACCAGUUAAUGAUCCAAAUGCACCAGUAGAUUUUUUAACACCAGUUCCAGCGGCAGCCCCUCAAAAUGAACCGGCGAAUCAGGGUCUCUCUCGGUGGAGCUCGACUAGUUCACUAUCUCGCGAGGUACAGAGCUACACCAUGAGGGAUCCGCACCUUCACCAACGGAUCAAGGGACCAAUGAUGUAUAACCCAGCAGACGUAACAGAUAAUUCAGCAGUGAAUGUUUCGAAGAAUAGAUACCCGAGGCGAUAAAACACUAAUAGGAAAUAAAUUGUAAUACGCGGUUUUUAUUAUUGAUUUAUCAUUAAUGAUAAUAGUAAAAUUAUUAAUGAUAUUAAUUACUAAGUAAUUUAAAUAAAAUAUAAUUACGAUGAAGGGAAUAAAUAUGUAAUUUAGGGACGUUAAUUAUUUUUUAAAGUAAUUUCUUCAUGGCGUUUGAUGUUUAAUAUAAAGCAUGCAAAAAAUUAUUUAUAUCAAAUAUAUAUGAAAAAUAUUUAUAAUUUUUUGUACUGCGAAUACUUGAUAAGUAUUUUUUUUUUUUUUUGUAAUAUCGCAAAGAAUUUAUAUAUUAUAGUAAAUAUUCAGAGUAACUGAGAAUUGAUAAAUAAUUCAAAGUCUGAUUUUAUAAUCUUGCGCAGAAUUGCAAUUGUGUCUCGUAGAAAAUAUUGAUUAGUUUUUUAAAUAAUUAAUCGUCUUUGCGCAACUCAUUGUAAUAUUUAAUAAUAUAAAUUUUAGUAAUUGUCAUUGUCAUCGAAUUUGUUGAGUAAAAAAGUUUGCAUUUUUUGUUUGUUAUCAGACGCUUUCAUUGAAACAAAAAAAAAUGUUUUAAGGUUUUUGAAUUUGAAUUAAUUAGCGGGAGACGUCAAGUAGAUUUAAAAUUUGUUUUUUUCAUUAAUAAUAAGUAAUUAAUUGCAUUCCAUUACUUCUAACGGAUAGUUUAUGUAAAUACUGGGAUUGUUUUCUUUUUUUUGUCUUGCAUUUUUAACAACUGACCUACAAUUUGAAAGUAAAUUAUUUGUAUAUAAAUUUGUGUUUAAAUUAUCUUAUAAUUGAAUUUUGUUCUGUUCUAAAUAUUUAUUUUUUCAAUAAUAAUCUCAUUGUUUUGAACACUUAUCUGUCGUUACUUAUAAUAAAACAGUAAAUGCCGCAAUAGUAAAACUAAUUGUGCAAUUAAUGGCCAUGUUAAUUAUGCUAUUGAAGAUUUAAAAGGAAAUAUUGUAAUGAAAAUUUAUGUUAUAUAUUUCUUAAAAUAAAAAUAAAUAAAUAUUAUUGUAACAUAUGAAUUUGACGUAUAUUUAAAGGGAAUGAAUAUAUAUAUAUAUAAACUUAUGUCUAUUGUAUAUUAUUAUAAUUGCGAUUAUUUACCUGUAUAUUAUAAUAAAGUAUAAAUAAAAAGUUAAUGUUGGGUUCAGUAG
Messenger RNA from Microplitis mediator, 8606 nucleotides. RefSeq lists its product as uncharacterized. The transcript is spliced from 14 exons. The record is from RefSeq and is a predicted model, not a curated record. Gene Ontology annotation, biological process: autophagy; COPII vesicle coat assembly; Golgi organization. NCBI's taxonomy places the organism in Eukaryota, Metazoa, Arthropoda, Insecta, Hymenoptera, Braconidae. Gene Ontology annotation, cellular component: endoplasmic reticulum exit site; ER to Golgi transport vesicle membrane. Bases 496 to 7443 code for a protein of 2315 amino acids.